AUGGCUGUAUACAUCAAGCAGUUCGUCGAAUUGGCCAGAAGAGCCGACGUCAAGGUGGCCACCAUCAAGACCAACUCUAAAUUGAACCUCAACGGCAAGAAAUUCAAGCAGACCAAGUUCAAGGUCAGAGGAUCCAAGCACCUUUACACCUUGAUUGUGAACGACGCUACCAAGGCCAAGAAGCUCAUCCAGUCUCUUCCACCAACUUUGAAGGUGACCGAGAUCUAA
Molecule: messenger RNA, 228 nt
Organism: Ogataea philodendri
Lineage: Eukaryota; Fungi; Ascomycota; Pichiomycetes; Pichiales; Pichiaceae
Exons: 2
Coding region: 1-228 (75 amino acids)
Biological process (GO): protein-RNA complex assembly; translation
Cellular component (GO): cytosolic large ribosomal subunit; ribosome
Molecular function (GO): structural constituent of ribosome
Source: RefSeq, a predicted model, not a curated record